This is a messenger RNA of Hibiscus syriacus, 1599 nucleotides long. RefSeq names its product AUGMIN subunit 4-like. Gene Ontology annotation, biological process: spindle assembly. The transcript has 13 exons. Gene Ontology annotation, molecular function: microtubule minus-end binding. The record is from RefSeq and is a predicted model, not a curated record. Gene Ontology annotation, cellular component: HAUS complex. The coding region runs from base 94 to 1374 and encodes 426 amino acids. NCBI's taxonomy places the organism in Eukaryota, Viridiplantae, Streptophyta, Magnoliopsida, Malvales, Malvaceae.
CCGGCCUUUUGUCCUUUAGUUUCUUUUUCUAAUUUUCCCAGUAAACAAACAAAACGCCUUAAUAUCGUUUCGAAGCCAAACGAGAUUCAAUUCAUGGUGAAAGGAGGGCAAAACUUGCCGGCUGACGUCAUCCAAGUGAUCGAUCAGCUAGAGCGCCAUUGCUUGUCUCCCGAUGGAUCUCUCAUCUCCAAAUCUGCCUACUACGAUCUCCAACUCGCAAGAGAGGAAAUGUCGAGGGAAAGAUUACGCUACUUAGAAGCAAUGGCAAUUUACUGUGAAGCAAUAGCUAUGGUGGAAGAGUAUCAGCAAGCGGUUUCGGUGGGGAAUCUCGGAGGGAUUCGAGAUCUUCAAGGUCUUUAUCCGCAGCUUGGAUUGAAGAACUCUCCUCAGGUGUAUGAGACUCUAGAGCACCGAUUGGCUGUUGCAGAAGCUGCUCAAAGAUUGAGACUUCCACUCAUAUCUAAAGAUGGGGAAAUACAAGAGGAAGAAAUUGAGAAAUGGAGUAUGAUGUCACGGAGUUCUCUGGAUAGUACUAGUACUAGUCUCACUAUCAGCUCGAGUUCAAACUCUUUGAAUUAUGCAAAUAGUGCUGCAACCAGUGGUGCUGCUGCGAAUAGUUCUGGUGAUUCAGGAGAACCUGGUGUUGGUGGUGUGCCUAAUCGUUUUCUCGGAAUAACACCUGCUUAUUUGUGGCAAACACAACUCCAACGUAUGCCGUUGUCAAUGGAUAUGGCUGACUAUCAGUUAGCUCUUUCAAGGGAGAUUGAUGCUCGUUUGAAAUCUAAAUGUGACAAGUUAGCAGAUGCCUUUGUUGAUGAUAUUGACUCGUCUUCUGGAAGUCAAAGUUCGAGCUCUCGGCUUCCAGAAAGGGUUAAGUUGAUAAUUGAGGAGAUUGAGAGGGAAGAAGCAGCUUUGCGGGAGGAUCUCUAUUCCGCAGAUAGGAAAUUUGCAGAAUAUUAUAAUGUCCUGGAGCAAAUACUUGGAGUGCUCAUCAAGCUUGUCAAAGAUUUGAAGUUGCAACAUCAACAUAAAUAUGAUGAAUUACAAAAGACGUGGCUCUGCAAAAGAUGUGAGACCAUGAAUGCGAAAUUAAGGGUGUUGGAGCAUGUUCUCUUGCUUGAAACUUAUACACAGGAGUCAAUACCAGCGCUACAUAAAAUACGUAAAUAUCUCAUCGAGGCUACGGAAGAAGCUUCUGCUGCAUAUAAUAAGCUGUAUGUCACGCGCCUACGCGAGUAUCAAGGUGUCGAUCCUCACUUCGAUACAAUUGCAAGGCAGUAUCAUGAUGUUGUGAAGAAACUCGAAAACAUGCAAUGGACUAUUCACCAAGUCGAGAUGGACCUCAAGCGCUUACCGGAUCAUGCGGGUACAUAGUCUAUGGAUCCUUCGAUUUUACCAUUUGAAUAGUUUGUGUGCCAUAGGAUCACUCUCUUGAUUUUCCUUAAAAGCCUUGUACUGUACAUGGCUAUGAAAAUAUGACUACCUAAUGAUCCUUUAAAUUCAUAAAAGAAAUGAACAUAUUCAUAUCAGGUGCAUGCUUAUAUCCUAUUCCGAAUAACACAAUCCAUUAACACUAUAGAAAUGAACAUAUUCAUUGUC